Triticum aestivum (bread wheat) is the source of this 1701-nucleotide messenger RNA. Its product is annotated as UPF0496 protein 1-like. The transcript is spliced from 2 exons. The record is from RefSeq and is a predicted model, not a curated record. Gene Ontology annotation, molecular function: protein binding. The coding region runs from base 1 to 1701 and encodes 566 amino acids. NCBI's taxonomy places the organism in Eukaryota, Viridiplantae, Streptophyta, Magnoliopsida, Poales, Poaceae.
AUGUUGUUGGACUGGAACAAGGAUCUGGUCAGAAAAGCAGACCGAUCCACUGGAAGCACGCCUCUUCACUUCGCCGCGUCCUGGGGAAGGCACGAGGCAAUCAGCUUGCUGCUGGAUGCUGACCAAUCUGCGGCGUAUCAGGCAGACAGCAACGGAUCGUUUCCCAUACAUGUGUCCGCGCGCAUGGACAACCUUAAGGCGGUCUCCGUAUUUCUGGACGACCGGCAUGACCUCGCCGAGCUGCGCGACGCCAAGGGCGGGACCUUCCUCCAUGUCGCCGUCCAAGAGGAGAGCCUGUCCGUGGUCAAGUACGCUUGCAAUUUGCAACUUGCAUCAGCUGCCAUGAACGUGCAGGAUAACGAUGGCAACACCCCACUGCACUUGGCUGCUAGGGUUGGAAACCUAUGGACCUUCAUUGCUCUGAUGAAAAACCGACUCGUUAGACUGAAUGUAACAAACAACAAGGGGCAUACACCAUUUGACGUUUCAUGGAUCAGCGCGCCUCUAGGGAUAUAUUACGGAUUGUUUCAGAGCAUCACGGUCACAGUACGUCAGUACGCUCGAAGCUCUGUUUCUUCUUUAAGGAGUCUCUUGGGCUCGCCGGCCAUGGGGAACCGUCAUGGCACAAUGAGGCCAAGGCGGCUGAAGAGUGCGAGAGCGACGGGGGAGGAGCUGGGGUCGUACGAGGCGGCGUGCAGCGCGGACCCGGAGCUGCGGAGCUUCGACGCGGCGCUGCGGCGGCGUGCGAGCCUCGCUGUAGCGGCGGCGGCGUCCGGGGUGGAGGUGCGGUCCAUGUCCCUGGGCUCCCUCCGGGAGGUCACCGGCUACCUGGUGGAGAUGAACCAGGAGGUGGUCUGCGUGGUGCUCGCCAGCAAGCACGACGUGUGGGGGUGUCCCGAGCUGUUCGCGCUCGUGGAGGACUACUUCGACGCCAGCCUCCACACCCUCGACUUCCUCGCCGCGCUCGACAAGGCGCUCCGCCGCGCCCGCGACUCGCAGCUCGUCCUGCACCUCGCGCUCCAAUGCCAGGACCCGGCCGUCCGGCCCGCGCGCGCGCUCGGCGCGCUGCGGCGGUUCAAGGAGGCGGCCGGCGGUGAUCCGUUCACGGACGAGUUCUUCGCCGCGUUCCAGGCGGCGUACCGGCAGCAGCUGGGCAUGCUGGACAGGCUGCGGCGGCAGAAGCGCUGCCUGGACGGUUGCCUCCGGUCGCUCCGCGUCUGGCGCCGCGUGACGGGCGUCGUCUUCGCGACGACCUUCGCGGCGAUCCUCGUCUGCUCGGUGGUGGCCGCGGCCAUCGCCGCUCCGCCCGUCGCGGCCGCACUGGCGGCCGCAGCGUCGCUGCCCGUGGGCUCCGCCGGAAAGUGGGUGGACGCGAUGCUGAAGCGGUACGGGGACGUGCUCCGGGGGCACAAGGACGUGGUGGGCGCAAUGCAGAUCGGUACGUUCGUCGCCAUCGAGGACCUGGACAGCAUACGCUCGCUCGUCGGCCGGCUCGAGGUCCACAUCGGCUCCAUGGUGAACUGCGUGGAGCUGGCGGAGCGCGAGGAGGGGGCCGUCAGGAUGGUGAUUGAGGAGGUGAAGAAGAAACUGGAGGUGUUCAUGAAGAGCGUGGACGAUCUCGGGCAGCAGGCGGACAAGUGUAGCCGGGACAUCCGGCAAGCCAGGACCGUCGUGCUGCAGAGGAUCAUUCAUCACCAUUAA